AAUUUUUUCUCUCUCUACGACAGGUUUUCGCCUUUGAAUUUCGGAAAUGUCCGGGCAUAAUUUUUCUCUGUUACGGGAUCUGAAUCCGGGCAUGAAACAUGUUAAUCUCGUCGUGAUAGUGCUUGACGUCGGCGAAGAUUUGUUCCAAGACGGCGGAUUUGAUUCCUUGUUGUUGUUGUUUGUGUCAGGAGCUCCAACUGUGACAAAAGAAGGUCGGGAAGUGCGGACAGUCCGCGUGGCUGAUCGAACAGGCAGUGCCAAUGUCUCCGUUUGGGACGAAUACGGGCGCCUCAUUUGCCCCGGUGACAUUUUAUCCCUUCAGAAAGUUUACGUGUCCGUGUGGAAGUCGUGUAUGACUGUCUAUGUCGGCAAGUUUGGGGAAAUCCAGAAGCUCGGAGACUUUUGUAUGGUAUUUCUCGAGACCCCAGACUUCAGCGCUCCGAAGCCUGAGUACAAGGACUUCCAGAUGGGACCUCCGAACAAGGAAAAGGAAGACGUGCGGCAGCGGAAACAGGAAGCGGGGCAGAAGGGAAAAGAAGAACUUCCGGCUGUGAAUAAACGGGCUCCGAAGCAGCCCUUCUCCAACGGGAAGGCGGAAGGGGUUCCUCCUCAGUGGCCUGCAGCCCCGGCGGACCCAAGAACCCGGGCCUGGCCACAACGUGAUCCCCGUUCCGCAGCUCAGCAGAAACAUUGAUGUGAACAUUUGAAUUUUGUUUUUUUGUUUCCAUUGUGUUUUUGUUGGCCGGUAAUUUUUUUUUGAACGACUUGCCGCUGUGGGAAAUGAAUCAACAAUUGUUUUGCUGCCA
Molecule: messenger RNA, 806 nt
Organism: Notodromas monacha
Lineage: Eukaryota; Metazoa; Arthropoda; Ostracoda; Podocopida; Cyprididae
Source: the annotation of a GenBank genome assembly